CCCUAGGAGGAAAAAUGUAAGUCUCGCGAUAGGCGCUCGUUUGUGCAGCCGCCAUAUUCUGUGACAAGUAUUUUGAUUCGUAUCUGUUGGAAGUAAGAAAAGAGAAAUUAAGGGGGAGUAGAGGGGGUAAAGAAGAAGAGCUGUCAAAAGAAUUCCCGUGUCUCUGAAACAUCGGGGGCUGUAGUAACCCCCCACUCGGGUCAAAACAGAGAAGGCCUGGGUACCGUAGAAACUCCGUCUACGAAGUCCACCUCGCCGCUUUUCUUUCAGCACCACGGCCCUGUGGGAGAUUCGGUGGUUGAGUUUCGGGUGUUGAAGGUGGCCCGGGGAGCGGCGGCGGAGACGAAGAUGCUCAAGCUGUGGCUGAGGUGCUGCCACCACUGAUGCAUCGUCAGUGUGCUGAACGGAGCAAGCAGAGCAGUCUUGACCUGGCAAUACACGAAUGGCCCAGGGAAGCCACCAGAUUGACAUUCAGGUUUUGCACGACCUGCGCCAGAAGUUCCCUGAAGUUCCAGAGGGUGUUGUUUCCCAGUGUGUUCUGCAUAAUAACAACAAUUUGGACGCUUGUUGUGAGUACCUGUCUCAAGUAAGCCCAGGCUACUUGUACAGCAAAGGAGGCAAACUCAACUACACUGACGACCCCAGCUUCAUCAGGUUCCGGAAUCCCAUGACCCAGCUGAACCUGGGCCUGCAGUCUCAGUCUCAGAAUGUGCAUGCGACCCCGGGAAGGGACGGCCUGAGGAUGAACGGCAGCAGGACACUGUCCCACAGUCUUAGCCUGAGUGACGGGCCCCUACAGACAGGACAGCCCCCGAAUAGUGACUUCUUCCAGCAGGAGCCCCAGUCAGCCCCGGUGCAGGUGCCCGCCAGCCUCAAUGUGUUUGGCGUGAUGGAGCCCACGCGCAAGACCCAGCCGCCCCAGCACCUGGGACUCUACCAGCUGGGGGGGAAAGGACAAUCCAUGGGCCAACAUGGCCAGCAGAUGCCCCGCUUCAACCCCAUCACCGUCACCCUGGCCCCCAACAUCCAGACUGGUCGCAACACCCCCACCUCUUUGCACAUACACGGCGGGCCCCAUACACAGUCCGGCUUGAGCAGUCCACAGGGUAACUCUAUCUACAUAAGGCCUUACGUGACCCAGCCCAGCGGUACAACCCGGCAAAGCCAGCAGCAGCUUCAGCAGCAGGCAGGAAGGGCCCAGUACAGCCCCACCUCCCAACCCCAGCAGCAGAUCUACCAGAUCUCCCAUCCCACCUCACUGCCUGGCUCCUGGACAGGCCCUUCCUCCCAGCAGCACCAGCACGGCUCCUCACAUACCUCACAGCACCAGUCACAGGGCCACCAGACCUCCCAUGUCUACAUGCCCAUCAGCUCCCCCACCAACCCACAGGCCCCCUCCUCUAUCCUCCAGGCCCCCUCUGGAGGUCAGGGCUCCUCUUCUGGUGCCUCCUCCUCUGGCAUGCCCUUAGGCAUGUCCUCCUUCAGCCAGUACAACAUCCAGAACAUCUCCACCGGACCGCGCAAGAACCAGAUAGAGAUCAAACUUGAAUCUCCCCAGAGGAGCAACUCCACCACGACCACACUGCGCACCAGCAGUGGCCCCCGCUCCAACUCCUCCACCUCCUCCUCCUGCCCCUCAUCCUCCUCCUCUGUUGGGGCAGCACCUGGCCCAACCACCACCCCCCUGUCCAUCGGAGGCCCAGGUCUGAGCCGCAGCCAGCCCACUGUUUACAUCUCUGCCAGCCCGCCCACUGUUGCUGCUACCACCCCCUCUGAAGAGGCCAACAUGGCCUCAUCUGGCUCUCGCUCCCAGCCCAAGUUUUACAUUACUGCUAAUAACGAUGACGGUGGGGGCAGAAACCCUCCAACCGUCUACAUCUCUGCUCAACCACCUCCGCACGGGUCCCAGGGGCCCCGCAAUAUGGGGGGCCAGGUGAGCAUGGGCCCCGCCUACAUCCACCACCACCCGCCCAAGUCCCGCGCGUCUAUGGGAGGGGCAGGCACAGCCACCUCGCCCCGAGUGGUGGUCACCCAGCCCAACACCAAGUACACUUUCAAAAUCACCGUGUCCCCCAACAAGCCCCCAGCUGUGUCCCCCGGCGUCGUGUCCCCCACCUUUGAGGCUACCAACCUCCUCAGCCUCCCCUCGGACCACCAUUUUGUGGAGCCUGACCCACAUCAUCUCUCAGACCCACUGUCUGUACACAGGGAGAGGCCCAGUGAGCCACGCAGACUCAGCAUGGGCUCAGAUGACGCAGCAUACACACAAGCCCUGUUGGUUCACCAGAAGGCCCGCAUGGACCGGCUGUGGCAUGAGCUGGAGCUGAAGAAGAAGAAGCUGGAGAAGCUAAAAGAGGAAGUCAACGAGAUGGAGAACGAUCUGACCAGGAGACGGCUAGAACGAUCCAACUCCCAGUCCCAAAUCCCCUCGAUUGAGGAAAUGCAGCAGUUGCGAUGCAACAACAGGAUACUGCAGAUCGACAUUGACUGCUUAACUAAAGAAAUCGAUCUCCUUCAAACAAAAGGACCACACUUUAAUCCCAGUGCCAUUCAUAACUUCUAUGACAACAUUGGAUUCCUAGGUCCUGUCCCACCCAAACCCAAAGGUACUUUAUCUGUUGAAUCGAGCAGUAAGAGCGUUAAGACUGUAGCAGACCAGGAGGAAGACGAGGGGACGCAGUGGAGCUGCACGGCCUGCACCUUCCUCAACCACCCCGCCCUCAACCGCUGUGAACAGUGCGAGUUCCCACGGCACUUCUGAGCCACAAAGACGCCAACAAUACCAACAACACGCAUCACUUUUCAAUGCGAAUCAAAGAAACUACAUUAGAAAAGACUGUUUUUUCCCUUCUUUUUCUAGUGGUAAGAAAAUGAAUGGACAGGGGUUUGUAGUUUUUUCCAUUUUGGGACUGUUUCCUUCCCCCCUCCUCCAAGGUUUGUAGUUUUUUUCCAUUUUGGGACUGUUUCUUUCCCCCCUCCUCCAAGGUUUGUAGUUUUUUUUCCAUUUUGGGACUGUUUCUUUCCCCCCUCCUCCAAGGUUUGUAGUUUUUCUUUCAUUUUGGGACUGUUUCUUUCCCCCCUCCUCCAAGGUUUGUAGUUUUUUUCCAUUUUGGGACUGUUUCUUUCCCCCUCCUCCAAGGUUUGUAGUUUUUUUCCAUUUUGGGACUGUUUCUUUCCCCCACCAACGGUUUGUAGUUUUUUUCCAUUUUGGGACUGUUUCUUUCCCCCCUCCUCCAAGGUUUGUAGUUUUUUUCCAUUUUGGGACUGUUUCUUUCCCCCCUCCUCCAAGGUUUGUAGUUUUUUUCCAUUUUGGGACUGUUUCUUUCCCCCCUCCUCCAAGGUUUGUAGUUUUUUUCCAUUUUGGGACUGUUUCUUUCCCCCCUCCUCCAAGGUUUGUAGAAUGCUAUCCACUGAAGGCUUGACUGGAUAGUGUUUACAGGUUGUGUUACUUUGCUAAGCCAGCAGAGUUGGAUGAUACCUCACCUUGGAGUCUCUGCAUGCAUGGGGUCACCCCCCUCUCCCUCCUCCUGCUCAACGCUCGGCAGGCGACUUUACCCCUGGGGGUGCCUCGCCUUUUCCAUAUACAGUAUUAACAAGUUGUCCUGCAGUGUGUUGGCACACACAAACACGUAAGCCAAUAUGGGUGCCAACGUGCAUUUGCUGAUUUUUUUCUUCUGUGAUGGCCUAAUCAGGAAUGGGAACUUUGGUCAGCCGUCACCUCACACCUGAAGGGAAAACGAACAGACUACUUGUGGACUAUUUGUUUGGUUGCUGUUUCUAGAGGAUGACAGGGGGAAACUUACUGCCACCAAAACGUUUCUCUCGUCUUCUGUAAUGUCCCUUAUCAAUCUGCGUCUCUUCAAUCUAGAGUAAAAAGAACGGAAACUCAAUUGCAUGCUUUAUGUGUACAGUACAUGGAGGGAGGAAAUACCCUUAUGCUUUUUACUGUACAUCAUUUUUGAAUGUGCCUUAAAUGCCUUCUUCCUCACUAUGAAUCACUUGUAUUUCCUGUAAGUAUAGCUUUAUAGACUUUAUUUACUUUGUUUUGUCUUGUUUUGUUUCCAUUUUCUUUCAAACCAAUAAGUACGGUGUCCCUUUUAAGCUUUUUACUUGAUUUCUGUGAGAAUUGAAGCAUUGUGGAAAAAAGAGGCGCAGUUGAAUGAAAACUAUGCAGUCAUGAAACUUCUUCCGCUCAGUCUGUAGUUCAUCGCUUGUGUAUAUGCUGAAUUUCCUGUGUACGAUCUGCAGAUGCAGCAAAGUCAAAAGAAAGAUGGAGGAGUUUUUUUUAGGAUGCAAGAGCUCUUGGACAGGUGAAAAAAGCUCAUAAGCAGAAUGACAAACUGCCAUCUUAUCUGACAACUGGAAUGUAGGUUUAAUAUUUGGGGACUUUUACACCUCAGUGCCAAGAGAUGCAUGAAUUUUUACAGUUCACCUAAAACUUGCAUCAGAAUAGAAGCUUUCGAGUCGGAUGAAAGAAAGACGGACUUUGGUAAUUGUAUUAAGGUGUUAAGGCCCUUGUACAGCUUGGUGGAAGGCGACUGUUUCCUGAGGGCUUUCAGAAUCAAAAUAUUUUGCUAUGCAGUAUAAAUUGGGUAAGUUCCAAAUGAAUAUGUUUUAAAGUAUUCCUCUUUCAAAUCAGCAGAUAUUUAUAUAGGUAUGUGCUUUACCGUAUCUACCCCUGGCCAGAAGUUUAGAAUAUCUCUAAUAAAAGACAAUAAGGACAGUGCCAUUGUUAUAUUUCCAAUAAAGUGAGACAAAAUAGUGUCUGUCCUCAUUGUAUAAUCAUGUUUUUAUUUGGUUUAAUUUGUCCUGUGAAGCUUUUUUUUACGAGGAUAGUUUAAAAGUUGACCAUUGUAAUGAUUUUACCUUCAUUGUGGAAUGGGUUAUUAUUGUUUGUUUUUCACGUUGUGAAAUGCUGCCACACAUUACUGCCUCAGAAUGGCAUUUGUAUUGAAAAUCUAUGCAGUCACAAAUUAAGAUGUUUUUUUUUUUUUUUUACCAAAGCUUAGUAUUGUCAAAAACUGAUUCGGUCGAAGCCAAAUUCUUAGUUGUCUCUUAAGCACUUAUAAAAAAAAAAAUCUGUAAAAACCCCAAAGAAACAAAUUGUUCAGCUUUAUCUGCAGCUCGGUGUGAAGUCGGUUAAUACAUGUUUUAUUCAUAAAAAAAAACUAAUUUGGAUAACUAAAGUGUUUUUUUGAUUUUAGCUGGGAAAACUGUCUUUGUAACAGAUAAGUUAUUUGUAAAAAAUAAAAAAAAAUCUAUUCUGA
Messenger RNA from Oncorhynchus masou masou (cherry salmon), 5267 nucleotides. Its product is annotated as TGF-beta-activated kinase 1 and MAP3K7-binding protein 2-like. The coding region runs from base 443 to 2761 and encodes 772 amino acids. The transcript is spliced from 7 exons. NCBI's taxonomy places the organism in Eukaryota, Metazoa, Chordata, Actinopteri, Salmoniformes, Salmonidae. Gene Ontology annotation, molecular function: ubiquitin binding; K63-linked polyubiquitin modification-dependent protein binding. The record is from RefSeq and is a predicted model, not a curated record. Gene Ontology annotation, biological process: positive regulation of canonical NF-kappaB signal transduction; positive regulation of protein kinase activity.